Daphnia carinata is the source of this 1435-nucleotide messenger RNA. RefSeq names its product Ca(2+)/calmodulin-responsive adenylate cyclase-like. NCBI's taxonomy places the organism in Eukaryota, Metazoa, Arthropoda, Branchiopoda, Diplostraca, Daphniidae. The coding region runs from base 630 to 1283 and encodes 217 amino acids. The record is from RefSeq and is a predicted model, not a curated record. Gene Ontology annotation, molecular function: adenylate cyclase activity. Gene Ontology annotation, biological process: cAMP biosynthetic process; adenylate cyclase-activating G protein-coupled receptor signaling pathway. The transcript has 5 exons.
AUUGGAACUGGGGUCAAUUAGAUCUCAGAAUUGGGUCGUAGCACUCUUGCUGACGUCAGGGUGAUGGCCUACAGAAACAAAUACACUUCGUGGUGAAACUGUGAAAUUCACUGACUCAUGAUUGGGAAAAGAAGCAAGUUAUGUUCUAGGAAAAAGGGCAUUCAUAUUUCUUGAAUGGAUGUGCGGCAUAUGAAGAAUAUGCAUUGAAUCAUUAUUUACGGGCAACAUCAACAGAACCCGGCCAAUUGUCACAGUUCCGGUCCUAGCAUGGCUGGCCAUAAAAAGAACAAGGUGACGGAUAAGUUGAAACGGCCACUAAAAAAGCGCCAUGCCAGUUUCCAUCAACAUCAACCGACCAAUAGGGUCAACAAAUUCUUAGCUCAGGCGAUCGAGGCACGUUCGAUGGGACAAGAGAAAUCCAAUCAUGUCCACGCGCUAACCCUCUGCUUCCGUGACUCGCUCAAAGAGGAAAAAUACCAACGGGAUGCGGAUAGCAGUUUCGGAAGUUUGUUGGCUUCAAUCUGGUCUUGCUUGUGUUUUUGGGUAGUGUCCAGCUGGCCGUUUUGCCGCGGACGCUCAUUCUCCUGCUCCUCUUCCUCACGGCCUUUGUCUGGACGGCCGUCUUGCUCAUGAUGCUCUUGGCCGCCCGGCUCCGAUGGCUGCGUUGGAAUGUGACGCACGCUUUUGCCUUCCGGCUAGCCAUCACCGUCUUUACGAUCGUCCUCUUGUGCGCCGUCGCACAAGUUAACGUGUUCACUUGCCGUCCCGAAAACGUGUGCGCCCCCAUUGUGUCGUCUAAUGUCACGCCAUCUGCCGCUGGCUCAGUCGUUGUAGACCAUCGAAGUUGCCCGUUGCCGCACUACAUCAUCCUGUCCGGCGUACUCGGCUUUCUGGGCGUGGCCAUCUGUUUACGUUUGCCUGCCGUAGUCAAAGGAAUCGGAUUGAUUCUGGUGACAUCCGUCUCUUUGCUGCUCUUCCACCUGACCCAUCGGCCCAUCCUCGACUGCUAUGACGCCCGCACUGGAACGCUGAUCCCUUUGCGCGCUAUGGGCUCUUUACAGCUGCUACUCUUCCUGCUGGGAGUCAUCUUGCAUGGACGCCAAGUCGAGUGGACGGCUCGUCUAGAUUUUCUGCUGCAAAGGCAAGCUAAGGAGGAGAAACAGAAGAUGGACGCGUUGCAGCACAGCAAUCGGCGCAUCCUAUUCAAUUUACUGCCGUCGCACGUGGCCCAGCAUUUUCUCGGCCAAGACGGCCACAAAACGAGGAGCAAUCUGGAACUGUAGCAUCAUAGUUAAUCGCGAUUGGGCGUUUUUUUCGCGUCCAUCACCGAUUUCCACGAGUUCUAUAUCGAGCUAGACGGCUCAUUUGAUUAUUUGAUUUAUUGAUUAUUUGAGAAUUCGUCCAAUAAUUUCACGCUGCGUGUUGGAAUGAACAU